GUUUAUAUCAACUCACCGUUUCGAUACAUAUUAUAACAAUGAAAAUAAAAAGUUUGCUGGAAGCAAUGGAUUUAUGAUACCAUCAAAUAAUAUGCCAUUCAAGAUUCAAUCAACGCAAAUAAAAAAUAGACCAAUUGCCUAUGGUCCAUCCGAACCUUACUCAUCUCCCUCACCAGUUACACAAGAAAACUCGCACACGCGUACCACAUCGGUAACUAAUCCUUCAAUGGCAACAGAUCCUACAUCGGCAACUUAUUCUUCAAUGGCAACAGCUCCUUCACCGGCAACUAAUCCAACAUCGGAAACACCACCCACUCCAAUGACGACACAAAAACCACAUAAUUAUUGAAACCCMCUUCUAAACCAAUUUAUUAUUUAAAAGAAUAAUUUAAA
Diuraphis noxia (Russian wheat aphid) is the source of this 393-nucleotide messenger RNA. RefSeq lists its product as uncharacterized. The record is from RefSeq and is a predicted model, not a curated record. Lineage: Eukaryota; Metazoa; Arthropoda; Insecta; Hemiptera; Aphididae.